Messenger RNA from Brassica oleracea var. oleracea, 1821 nucleotides. Its product is annotated as O-glucosyltransferase rumi homolog. The coding region runs from base 279 to 1817 and encodes 512 amino acids. The transcript has 8 exons. The record is from RefSeq and is a predicted model, not a curated record. NCBI's taxonomy places the organism in Eukaryota, Viridiplantae, Streptophyta, Magnoliopsida, Brassicales, Brassicaceae.
UAGGUUCACAUAACCAAUUUCUCCUACUAAAUAUUAUGUUUUUAAUAUUCAGAAAACAUACACCAUAAGUAACGAACUUCAUUAACACAAAAAGCUGUGACUGGUGUUGAACAAAACGUGAAACAAGAUUCAAAUCCUCGUGGAAAAGCACAGAUCAAAAGUCAAAACGAAAGCUUUGGUGGUCUCCCAUCGCUUCUCCAGCUAAGGUUCUCGUUUUCUUCUCUUGUGUUGAAUGUUCGUGCGCAUAUAAGCUGAGCAGAGGAAGGUAGAUACGAGUCAUGGUUCAACGGAAAAGCACUAAGAGGAAUAACAGCGAUACUCAAACGAAUCACGUCUUUAUUAAAACGGUAUCGUAUCAAGGAAAACGCAUCGCAAAAGCUACUCUGCUCCUAGUCUUUUCUAUCUUCAUAUCUUCUGGUCUCUUAAGAUUCUUGGGUUGUUUCGAUUUCACAACACUUGCAGGUCUGAAGCAAGUAACAACAACAAUCAUUAAACCACCAAUCAAAACGCUCCACAGAUUCCCGCGCCAAUGCGGCGUCGUACAAAACCAAACACAGCCAGUUUUCGAACCCAGAAACAGCCAUUCACGAUCAUCCACGUGUCCUUCUUAUUUCCGUUGGAUCCACGAGGAUCUACGGCCGUGGAGAGAGACAGGCGUAACGAGAGGGAUGCUCGAAAAAGCACGGAGAAAGGCCCAUUUCAGGGUUAUAAUCAUAGACGGGAGAGUGUACGUUAAGAAGUAUAGAAGAGCGAUCGAGACACGAGAUACUUUUACUCUGUGGGGCAUCGUACAGUUACUACAGUGGUACCCAGGGAGAUUACCGGAUCUGGAGCUCUUGUUCGACGCAGAUGAUAGACCAACCGUCCGAUCAAGUGACUAUAGAGGUCAACAACACCCGGCCCCACCUCCAGUGUUCCGUUAUUGCUCUAAUGACGCCAACUUGGACAUCGUCUUCCCUGAUUGGUCCUUCUGGGGCUGGGCUGAGCUUAAUAUCAAGCCUUGGGCUAAAUCGCUGGUGGCGAUAGAAGAAGGGAACAAGAUGACGCAAUGGGAAGACCGCGUGCCGUACGCUUACUGGAGAGGAAAUCCUAACGUGGCCCGCACGAGGAGAGACCUUCUUAGAUGCAAUGUCUCAGACCAAGGAGAUUGGAACACUCGUCUCUACAUCAAUGAUUGGGCUACAGAAUUCAAAGAAGGCUUCAAGAACUCAAACCUAGAGAACCAAUGCACUCACAGGUACAAGAUUUAUAUAGAAGGAUGGGCAUGGUCAGUGAGUGAGAAGUAUAUAAUGGCAUGUGACUCAAUGACAUUAUAUGUGAGACCAACGUACUAUGAUUUUCUUAUACGAGGAAUGGUACCAUUACAACAUUAUUGGCCAAUCAGAGACCUUGGUAAGUGUAGAUCCCUCAAACACGCUGUACAUUGGGGGAAUACUCAUUUAGACCAGGCACGUAAGAUAGGGGAAGAAGGGAGUAGAUAUAUAAGAGAGGAGGUGAACAUGGAAUUUGUGUAUGAUUACAUGUUCCAUUUGGUGAACGAGUAUGCCAAGCUUUUGAAGUUUAAGCCGGAGAUUCCUUUGGGAGCAAAGGAGAUUACAACGGAUAGUAUGGGAUGUCCAGCGAAGGGACGAUGGAGAGAUUUCAUGGCUGAGUCGAUGGUGAUGUCUCCUAGUGAAGUGUCUCCUUGUGUGAUGCCUCUUCCUUAUAGCACUCUGGAGUUAAAAGAAGUUCUUAAGAGGAAAGCUAAUUUGACUCGCCAAGUUGAGGUUUGGGAAGAUCAAUACUAUCGUAAUUUGACAAAUCCCAACAAGCAUUGACCAA